AUGCACAGCGCCGUGGGCAGGGUGCACACGAGUGUACACGUUUACGCAUUUGGAGCAGAGUGGCGACCGCGGCUGCUCCACGUUUAUUUCCGCAAGCUGCGCAUAUCGUUGUCCACAACAAGUCGCAGAAGAAACACAAGUACAGAGGCGACUUCGUCUAUCGGCGACCCGCUGACGUCGCUGGCCCUUAGCCAGGAUGUCCUGCUUCUCUUUGUGUACCUAGCACGGUAUUAG
This is a messenger RNA of Rangifer tarandus platyrhynchus (Svalbard reindeer), 234 nucleotides long. Lineage: Eukaryota; Metazoa; Chordata; Mammalia; Artiodactyla; Cervidae. The record is from the annotation of a GenBank genome assembly.